This is a messenger RNA of Epithele typhae, 2397 nucleotides long. RefSeq names its product Glucanosyltransferase-domain-containing protein. Lineage: Eukaryota; Fungi; Basidiomycota; Agaricomycetes; Polyporales; Epitheliaceae. The transcript is spliced from 13 exons. Bases 1 to 2397 code for a protein of 798 amino acids. Gene Ontology annotation, cellular component: fungal-type cell wall; plasma membrane; cytoplasm. The record is from RefSeq and is a predicted model, not a curated record. Gene Ontology annotation, biological process: fungal-type cell wall (1->3)-beta-D-glucan biosynthetic process. Gene Ontology annotation, molecular function: 1,3-beta-glucanosyltransferase activity.
AUGCGCGGCGAAGUAUGCAUCGGUACCGCGUCCUUCCUCUCCUUCGCCGCGCUAAUGAUGUUAAUUUUCGUGCAUAUUGGUCAAAUCAACACGGCGAAGGUCCCGCGAGGCAUAUCCAUGGUGAAAGUGAACAUGUCCGGUUACGGCGAUGGCCUCGCUGUCGCGCUCGGUGACCCCAUCUUCGGCCUCUAUGCCGCCAAUGACACCAUUCCCCUUGAACGGCACCUCGGCCUCCGAGACGAGUACAGGUUCGGAUUGUACGGCUGGUGCGCUUCCGUGAGCGGCACGGGCCUGUGUUCGAACGUUUCCGCGGGCAACCGGUUUGAGCCAUUCACCGUGAUUCUCGCGGACAUGCCCUCCAACUACUCGUCGAUCACCACAUCUCUCCUCACACGAGGGACGUUCAUCGAUUCCGACUACCUCGGGUCGUUCACCAAUGGAGCCUAUUACCUCAUCCUCAUCGGCACGAUUGCGACUGCACUUACGUUCUUCACAGGGCUUCUCAAGCACACACUGCUCUUCCUUCUCUCUACUGCCUUCGCUCUAAUCAGUGUAGUGACGCUCCUCAUCGGAGCGGCCAUCUGGACCGUCAUAAUCAAGAAGGGCCAGGACAUCAACGGGUUCGUCGUGGGUCAAGCCAGCAAUCCUGCUUCCGUAGGCAUUACUGUCGAAACCGGAAACGCCCUCAUCCUUCUCUGGGCCGCCUGGGCCAGUGUACUUGUAUCCACGCUUCCUUACAUGAUCAGGCAACCAGACUCGGCCGCUCCCCUCCUCGCCGUCGCUACCGGCGUUCACGCUCUCCCAAAAGUUACGCGCAACGGAAGAUACCUUUACAACGAGGAUGGCAGCAGGUUUUUCGUCAAGGGCAUUGCAUACCAGGAGCAAGGCGUACUCUCCACCGACCCCAACAAUCCCUUCUCGGAGCCCUCGACCUUCAUUGACCCUCUCACCGACGCAAGCGCGUGCAACCGUGACAUACCCUUCUUGAAGCAACUCACUGUCAAUGCCGUCCGCAUUUACAGCGUCAAUUCGUCCCUCAACCACGACGACUGUAUGGCCGCCUUCAGCGCGGCUGGCAUCUACAUGAUCAUCGAUCUUGCUUUGCCCGGUGAAGGCUCGAUCGACCGGCUCCAGCCCGAAUGGACGACGGACCUCCUUAACCAGUACAUUAACACCAUCAACGUCUUCAACAAGUAUGACAACGUUCUGGCUUACAACAUCGGCAACGAGAUUAUCACGGACCCUGGCGAAGGGACUGGCGCUGCGCCGUUCAUCAAAGCUGCCGCUCGCGACACAAGGGCUUACCUCGACUCAAUCAAGUCAUCUGCACUCGUUGGAUACGCUGCCAUCGACGGCGCCGAUAACUGGGUCCUUCCCCUCGCCGAAUACCUUGCUUGCGACCCCUCGAACGGCAACUCUGGCUCCACGUCAAUUGACCUGUUCGGUCUGAACAACUAUGAGUUCUGCGGUGACGACUCGCCCUCAGUGUACAACGGCAAGAACGGAGAUUUCGCUGGUUACAACGUUCCCGCCUAUUUCUCCGAGUUUGGCUGUGUGUCGAACCCUCCGCGUCUCUGGACCGAGGUUGAGACCAUCUUCAGCCAGCCCAUGUCUAACGUUUGGUCCGGUGGCCUCGCGUUCAGCUACUUCCCCGCGACCAGUGGAGGCGGCUCGUUCGGAAUGGUUACUAUCGAUGGAUCAACGGUCACGACCAGUGAUGACUUCACUCGCCUCGUCUCUCAGUACGGCAAGGUUUCCUUCCCGACAGUUCCCUCCCAGAGCGACGCGGGUGCAACUCAGUACCCUAGCUGUCCGGCUACGAACGAUGCUUGGAUGGCGUCCAUUACCAUUCCGCCCACUCCCAACGACGCGUCUUGCAGUUGUCUCGAUAGUGUCCUCAGCUGCUUGUUCACGCCGCAAACGUCGAACGUUUCCGCUAUCGUCGGUUCGCUCCUCGACUUUACAUGUUCCCAACUCGGCCAGAACGGCGGCAACUGCAAUGACAUCUCCGGCAAUGGCACCUUGGGCACCUAUGGCCGUGUCGCAUUCUGUGAUCCUAGCACUAAGCUCUCGUUCGUCAUGAGCGAGUUCUACGAGAUCACGAACCGCGUCGCCACCUCGUGUGACUUCAGCGGAAACGCGACCGUCAACUCGAAGGCGCCCUCCUCCAUCCAGGACGCCAACGCCGCUGCGUCAUCCUGCCUUGCCAGCCCCUCCGCCGUCUUCACGCCGUCUGCACCCACGACGACCACCGGCGGCUCCAAGGCGACUGACUCUGGCAGUUCCCCCGGUAAAAGCGGCGCCGCUUCGCUCCUUGGUGCCCAGUCGACUGCCAUUGUCGGCGUUGCGGUCGCCUUCGCUUUCAGCGUUCUCGGCUCCGCGCUCGUCAUCGCGUGA